Messenger RNA from Drosophila miranda, 6415 nucleotides. It is a transcript of the gene Psc, whose product is annotated as polycomb group protein Psc. Gene Ontology annotation, biological process: negative regulation of transcription by RNA polymerase II. NCBI's taxonomy places the organism in Eukaryota, Metazoa, Arthropoda, Insecta, Diptera, Drosophilidae. Gene Ontology annotation, cellular component: PRC1 complex. The transcript has 7 exons. Gene Ontology annotation, molecular function: metal ion binding; promoter-specific chromatin binding. The record is from RefSeq and is a predicted model, not a curated record. The coding region runs from base 1023 to 5858 and encodes 1611 amino acids.
AAAAGCAGGCGAGCGAUUCAGAUGCAAAGCAAACGCAAGCGAGAACGGUUCGUAGCGGACGACACAUUGAGAGUACGGAACAAAGAAAGGAAACGAAUAAAACGCCCCGUGAGAGAGACCAACGCGAAGUAGAGAGAGCGCAGAAAAAAGAAACCGAAGGAAGCAGAAAGAAACAGCCGUCCAGUGAGAGGCCAGAGCGAGCGAGAUAGCUGGAGUGGCGGAACAGCAGCAGGCAGUUAGUUGGCUGUCUACCUGAGUUCGUGUGCGCGCGAGUGUGUGUGAGUGAGUAAAUAGUCGGCAGAGUCGCGGCAGAGGUUGCUGUACAUAGCAGCGAGCGGCAGAAACAGAAACAGAAACAGCGUGGUCGCAGCUCGCAGUUGAAACGGACGUACGGUGCUCCACAAUAUCGCUACCAAAGUGCGCUCUAAAAUAUUUUUUGUAACCAAGUGCAGAAGUGUAAAUGGCUUAAGUUUUCUAUAAAGCUAAAACAUUUUUUUUAAAUAUAAAAAAAAAUUAAGAAAUAUUAAUUAUUAUCAAAUGCAACGGCAACUAUCGGUUGCAUGCUCGAAAUUUUCUUUGUGUCUCGUUCUUGUGUGACAAAUGCCGCAGCAACAGCGGCAGCAGCACUCACUCGGCCUUAUAUACCCGUCCAUAUAAACGGUUCGGUUCACUCUUGUUCGUGUGCGUGUGUGUUUGUGUGCACGCAGAAAACAUAGAGCAAAGCGGAAUACACAAUAAAGGUGCUUACGAAAGCAGGGCGCCGAUGAGCGCAAAGUGUGAGUGUGUGUGUUCGUGUUUGUUUGUUGAGUAAAGAAAGAAGAGAAGUAAAAGAAAUGAAACGCUGUGUUAAAGCUGAGCGUUAGCAUACACUGUGGAUUACAAACAAAUACCCUGCAAUUGGAUACAGUGCCCGUACCCCCCGCCUCACGAUGCCAAUUAACUGGCUGGAUUAGCAGCAUACAAUCAACCAAAAGAUUGACGCUUGUGCAACACACACGAGCGAAUUCGAGGCAACGAGUAUUAUGAUUAUGAUGACGCCAGACUCGAAAGCGGCAACAACAACUGCAACUGCAACUGCAACUACAACAAUGGCACACACACAAAAGCCAGCGCCAGCUCCAGCGCCAGCGGCAGCGGCAGCGGCGAAAGCAGCAGCCAAAAGCAGCGCUGUCAGCAAUAGCAGCAAAAAGCUGGCUUUGUCUCUGAAAGCGCCAACAACAACGACAACUGUAGCAACAGCCACUGCCACAACAGCAACAGCAGCAGCAGCAGCAGCAACAGCAACAACAGCAGAACAACAGAAGCAGCAGCAACAGCAGCAGCAGCAAGUUUUUGCUGUCAGCAGCAUUAAAGUAAAAAGUGAAAACACAUUAGCAGCAGUAACAGCAACAGUUGCAACACCAACAACAACAACAACAACAACCAAUGCAACACCAGCAGCAACGCCAGCAGCAGCAACAGCAACUGUAGCAUCAGCAAAAAGCAUGUUAGAAAAGAACAUCAAGAAGGAAUCAACGCCACCGGCAACUACUCCUAAUGUCGUCGAAUCAGUCGAGGCCGCCUCCUCCUCCGCCUCAUGCUGCUCAUCGUCGGCCUGGUCGACGACAACGGCCACAUCAGAGGAUGCCAGCAGCAAUGGUGGCGCCUCCGCUGACGAGGAAGCAGCAGAUACUUCCGAUUUGGCAGCAACGGGGAACACCGAUCUGGGAACAGCAACAACGCCACGACCAGUCCUGCUGACUGCCGUUAAUCCGCACAUCAUCUGUCACCUGUGCCAGGGCUACCUGAUCAAUGCCACGACAAUUGUCGAGUGUCUGCACUCCUUCUGCCACAGUUGCCUCAUUAAUCACCUGCGCAAGGAUCGCUUCUGUCCACGGUGCGAGAUGGUCAUCAACAGCGCCAAGCCGAAUAUCAAAUCGGACACCACGCUCCAGGCGAUCGUCUACAAGCUCGUGCCGGGCCUCUACGAGCGGGAGCUGAUGCGUAAGCGGGCCUUCUACAAGGAUCGGCCGCAGGAGGCAGCCCUGGCCACGCCCGAGCAGCGGGGCGAUGAUACGGAGCACUUGAUAUUCGGCCCCACGGAUAACAUGUCCUUGUCCCUGGAAUACGCAGAGUUGGGUGAACUUAGCACCGAAUCAGAAGUGGAGUUCCUGCGUCCGAGGUACCUCCAGUGCCCGGCCAUGUGUCGGGUGAGCCACCUCAAGAAGUUCGUCUACGACAAGUUCGACAUCGACGUGCAGCGCUUCAGCAUCGACAUUAUGUACAAGGUGAAGACGAUCGUCCUGCUGGACUACUACACCCUCAUGGACAUUGCGUACAUCUACACGUGGAAGCGGGACGCGCCCAUGCGCUUCUACUUCAGGGUGUACGAGUCGCCGCAGCGACAGGUGAAGCCCCCGGCACGCCGCAUGCUCCCAGCUCCCCUGAAGGUGGUGAAGCAGGAGCCGACGCCGGCGCCAGAAGCGCCCAAGGUGGAGCAAACCUCGCCCACAGCAGCUCCGGUAUCGCCGCCUGCCAGCAUAAAGCAGGAGCUGCAGGAGGAGAUCCGGGUGCCCAGCGAGCAGCCCCUCAAGCUGAUCAUCAACCGGAAUAUGCUGGAGAAGCGCGAGAAGAGCCACUCGCCGCAGUCCUCCAAGUCGAGCGCCAAGAGCAAUCAUCACACGCCCACCACUCCAUCCUCCUCCUCCUCCUCCUCCUCCUCCUCCUCCUCCUCCUCCUCCUCCUGUCCAUCGCCCAGCGGGGAGCUCAAUAUCAAGCUGAAGAUCGAUCUGUCCAAGCACAACAGCGUGACCAUCAUCAACAUGUCCGACCCGGAGCGCAAGGAGAUCGUGAAGCCGCUGAAACCGGAGAAGGAGUCGCGCUCUAAGAACCGCAGCAAGGACAAGGACGGCAGUCCCAAGUCCUCGAGCAGCAGCAGCGAUCGAAAGCGUAAGAGUCCCAGCCCGCUGACGGUGCCUCCGCUGACCAUACGCACCGAGCGCAUCCUCAGUCCCAGCGGUGUCAGCACCCUGAGUCCACGCUGCGUGGCCAGCAGCUCCUGCCACGAGGAUCCCAAGUCGGAGUUCCUCAAGUCCUUCGCCCUGACGCCCAUCAAGGUGAAGGUGGAGUCCCCGGAGAGGUCCCCCAGCAGCCACAGAGCGCCUACCCCUCCGAAAACGACUGCUUCUGGCUCUGGGUCCGCGUCCCACUCGCAUCACAGCGGCAGGUCCAAAAGCACCCUGGAGGACAGGGAGCUGAUGAGGCCGCCCGCCGGAAUGGCACCCAAGUCGAUUGCCUCUUCGAAGCGCAAGAGCAAGGAGCCCGUCAAGGCCGUCUCCAAGAAGCCGAAGCUCUCGCCGCCCCUGCCUCGCGAGGACUUCAAGAUUCGUCUGCCCGCCACCAAUUCGCAUUCGCAUCCCCCGCCAGCUCCGACCACGCCGCCACCGUUUGUCGGCAGCUUGGAGAAGCUCAUGCCGCCACCGCCAAAGCCCCCGAUGCUGGCGUCACGCAAGCCCCAGCUCGCGGCACAAUUCGCUCCGCCUUCGCCCCACCAUUCGGGCAUGCAGAUGGCGGCUCCGGGCAACCGCACGCCCAUCGCCAAGCGCUACCACCCCAUCCUGCCCAAGGCGGCGCGACCCAAUCCGUUCGCCAACAUUCCCAACGAUGUCAACCGUCUGCUGAAAGACGCCGGCACCGAGAUCAAGUCGAUUGGAGGCAGCACAAGCGCCUCCUCGGCCAAGUCGCAUGUGUACGGGCCCAAGGCUGACUCCAAGAUGGGACCACCGCCGCCACCGGCAGGCGCUGCAGCUCCCCACGCAGCACGCCACACCAGCGGAGGCCAGGGCAAGACGGGAGGCAACAAUCAACCGCAACCCCAUCCGGCACCCAGCUCCAAUGGCAGCCAGAACAAGGCGGCCAACAACUACCUCAAUUUGGCCCUGUUCAAUGCCAGCAAGUCCAAGGGCCGGGAGGCGCCGCCCGGCUGCCGCACGCCCAUGUACACGCCCAACUCGCCCAUUUACUCGCCCAGCUCGCCGCAGUACGUGCCCAACUACAACAUCCCCACGAUGCCCACCUACAAGUACACGCCAAAGCCGAGCCAGGCCACCGCCGGAGGCUACCUGCAGAGCAUGCUCGGUGGCGGUGGCAGCGGCAGCGGCGGGGGAUCGCUGUUCCCAUCACCGCCCACGAAGGCCGACCAGAACACCAAUCCGGCGGGAGCAGCUCCGUCCUCCGGCCAUGCCUUCCAGCGUGGCGCCAGUCCCAGCCACGAGGACGCGCCCGAGAAGCAACAGGUGAAGGUCAAGUCGCUGCUCAACUCGUGCAACAUCAACAUCCCCUCCUCGCUGUCGAUCACAAUCUCCAGGGACAACGGCGACUCCUCGUCGGCCAGCAACGGAUCGCAUCCGAAGCACAAGAGUCCCGUCAACAACUACAUCGAGAUCGUAAAACUGCCCGACCAGCCGCAGGACCAGGGACAGAAGUCCGCCGCCAGCGUCACGGAGGCCCAGAAACGUCAGUCGCCGCCAGCACCCACACCCGGACGCACUCCACCCCCACAGCUACCCGCAGUCGCAGCACCUGCUCCGGCCGCCGCCGCCAUGCGGCUGACGCAGCCACCGCCCUCCAAGGCCAUUCCCUCCCCGCAGCACCUGAUGUCGCGUAUGACGCCGCCACAGUUGCCGCAAACAGCCCCGCCACCCCCGUCGCCGUCCGCCGCUCCACGAGGUAUCACACCGCCCAAGAUAUCGCCCCCUGCCAGCGGAAAGGGCACGCCCCUGAAGACCGUGCUGACGCCCUCGCAGGCGGAUAGCAAGAAGACGCCCAGUCCGGAGAAGCGCAGUGCCGCCCAGAUGGGAAGCCACUCGCCCACCGCCAGCGAGAACAAGUCACCAAAGCUGGCAGGACAGUCGGCACCAGGAUCAGCCACUCCCAACGGAGAUCCGGCGGCCAAGAAGUUCCGACCCAUUCUGCCCCGCCAGAACGCCCAGAUCCCAGACAUGGCCGCCAAGAUGCCCAGCCUGGCGCCCGCCUUCAACUUCAGCCAGCCCCAGAGCCAGGUCCAGACCGGCGCCAAGAAGGUGCCUACCAGCAAGAAGUCCCCCAACGGAGGAGCAGCAGUCUUUCUGCCGCCCCCCCCGAAGCUUCCCAACGGCAGUCACCCGGCGCAGAAGCCGAGUCCUCCGCUGAAGAGCCAACAGACGGGUGGCAAGAAGGCAAACAAGAAUCCCACACCGCCCCCGUCCUCGUCCGCCGCUUUGGGGGGUGGUGUCCAAGGGAAUAUGGGAAAACUUAUGCCUCAUCCCGGUUUGCCGGGCUUAAACGCCCCGCUGAGCAUCGCCUCCAGUGCAGCGGCCGCUGCCGGUCAAAUGGAUCUGAACAACUUCAUCAAGGAGAACCUGAUCCGGGCUCAGGUGGCCCAGGCAGCACAGGCCGCCCAGGCUGCCCAAGCGGCCGCCAAUCAGUCGAAUAUGCUGUACAACUUUGCCCAGAUCGGGCACAUGUCCCCGGCGAUGUACAACUACCAGCAGGCGGUUCUCAUGGAACAGCUCACGCGGAUGCAGCGGGCGGGCAACGAGGCGUUCAACGACUACCUUCAGAAGCUGAAGAAUGCGGCCAAUAGCCAGGCAGGCGAUGGUGACCACAAGCCGAUCAUGCCCAUGCUGCCCACCGUCAACCUGCCCAGCCCCUCCUCGGCUUCAUCGGCAGCCAGCCCCAAGACCUCAGCCCUGCCCAACGGAAAGCUGACUGCAGCGGCUGCAGCCCCAACCAGCCACACGCCAUCAUCGCUAGCCAAGGCCGGCAGUGGGGCUAGUCCACGUCAGCAGACGGCGGCCACCCCCGCCGCACCCCUCCCGGCUGCCACCAAGAGCAAGUGAACAGCAGCCGCCACCCGUCCAUACCACUCGUUUCCGUUCAGGCGGAAGCUGAAGGGAGUCCAAGUCUGCAUCCGGAGCGAGGUGUGAGAUGGCCAUCAUUAAAGGAGAGGCAACAUCAGAAGCAGCAGCAGUAGCAGCAGUGGCUCCUGGAUAGCUCUAAUUAAUAUUUAAAGAUUUUUUUUUUUAGUUGUACGCCACCCCGUUCUCCAGUCAGAACCAGUACCAGAACCAGAACCAAUUCCCCGCCCUAAUUAUUGUUAGAAGCAACCACCAUGCCACCCCAGAACGGGGUAGCUGGCUCAGGCCACAUCCAUCCGAGCCCCUAGGCUAUAGACCUAUGUAAAUAUUGAUAAUUUUAUCAUCUAACAGAUGUAUACAGAAAAAAAGACAGCGAUUCAGAAUCGAUUUAUGCAGAUGCGAUAAUCAUAUAAAUAUAUAUUUAAGUGCUGCGGCAAAAGUUGAGCUAAUCCUAAGUGUAAAUACCAUCCAUUAAAUACGAUUUUAUACAAUCUUUUUUUACUCAAAAACUAAGCAGAAAAAUAAAAAUCUAAUUUAUA